Molecule: messenger RNA, 641 nt
Organism: Drosophila willistoni
Lineage: Eukaryota; Metazoa; Arthropoda; Insecta; Diptera; Drosophilidae
Gene: RpS13
Product: 40S ribosomal protein S13
Exons: 2
Coding region: 57-512 (151 amino acids)
Biological process (GO): translation
Cellular component (GO): nucleolus; ribosome; cytosolic small ribosomal subunit
Molecular function (GO): small ribosomal subunit rRNA binding; structural constituent of ribosome
Source: RefSeq, a predicted model, not a curated record
UCGAUACUUGGAUAUCGGUUUUACAUUCUUUUCGUGUCAAAAAUCAGGCUAUCAAGAUGGGUCGUAUGCACGCUCCUGGCAAGGGUAUUUCCCAAUCCGCUCUACCUUAUCGUCGCACAGUGCCAUCAUGGCUGAAGCUGAACUCUGAAGAUGUUAAGGAGCAGAUUAAGAAGUUGGGCAAGAAGGGUUUGACCCCUUCCAAAAUUGGUAUCAUCCUGCGUGACUCCCACGGUGUUGCACAGGUGCGUUUCGUGAAUGGCAACAAAAUUCUGCGCAUCAUGAAAUCGGUGGGUCUGAAGCCCGAUAUCCCAGAAGAUCUGUACCACAUGAUCAAGAAGGCUGUUGCCAUCCGCAAGCAUUUGGAACGCAAUCGCAAGGACAAGGACGGCAAGUUCCGUUUGAUUCUGGUCGAAUCCAGAAUUCACCGCCUGGCCCGCUACUACAAGACAAGGAGCGUUCUGCCACCAAACUGGAAAUACGAAUCGAGCACCGCCUCUGCUCUGGUUGCGUAAGGAACAGCUGCUAUCAAGCCGAACAUGGUAUUCGAUAGUUGUUAGUUUGUUUUGAAAAUAAAUUUUCCUCUUUUACCAUGUACAACAACAAUAAGAAGAAUAUCAAAUAAACACACCCAACCGGAAGAA